GUGAAACCCAUCGGCUCCUUUCUGCUCAUUUACCGCCAUGCGGCAGGCCGGAUGAUGCCAAAUGUUGCCUCCUUCAGACGAUGAUGUCGCAUUCCACGAGCUCGCCCGGAUCUUUUCAAUCAGACACCAAGGCAACGAGGUUCUCGAGAUUGAGAUCCUUCCUCCAGGUCUGGGUCCCCUCUUACAGGACGGCAACUCUGUCGGCAUCACGAAGAAGUAUUUAAUACAGGCUUUUCUCACGGCGAGACGCAAAUUUCUUGACGCUGUAAAUGGAAAACCAGUUGACCAACUUAAGCUUGAGACCACAGCCUCCCACUCAGCGCCUUGGAGUCACGCUUCAGAUCAAGCCCUCAUCGUGUCGACGGAGAUCAUUCUUCUUUUCGACUGUGAACAUCUGACAGCAUGCAACUGGCGCAAAAGGCGCCUGGCUGCUGCUAUCCAAUCUCACGAUCCAAGUGGCUCGGAUAAGGAUGGCCUUCAAUCACUCAUUGAUGCUUUGCACAAGGAGCUUUCGUUCACAAAGACAUACCUGUGUUCUCCAUUGCACCGACACACCAAGUCUCCGACCUUAUGGAAUUACCGUUCAUGGAUUCUGAGUCGCCUGAUCCGCCUCCAACGGCCAGGAAUGGUAGCAUCUACACCCCAGGGACAACCGAGCAAACUCUCCUAUGAAACGAGCGCAGGGAUUGUGGCUGGAGAAUUGGCUAUGGUACUUCGGUCUGGAGAGCUUCACCCUCGAAAUUACUAUGCCUUUGGUUAUUUAAGGGAGGCCAUCGAUCUCGUCUCUGAUACGAGCGAGAGUGGUCCUAAUGUCUCCGCUCUACUGGCUGAAUAUAUGAUUCAGAAAGUCCUGCAGUGGUGUCUGGCUCACCCUGCCGACAUAUCUGGAUGGGCUUUUACUAGCUUCCUACUUGAAAAAGUUUCCCAAGAUGAGAUCCGGAGAGAAACUGUCUAUCAGGUAAUACAGUUCGCUCUGGACAUUGGUUGGGAGGGUGAGAGUUUGUGGAUAUUCGUGGACUCGGCGUCGAGCACCCUCGAUGGCAAGAACGUGAUCGAGUCUGGGCACUGGGCGUCUCGAUGGGUUGCACUGACAGAACACUCUUUACCGAACGCUGGGUCGCAAGGUGGUUGGAGAACCUGGCUGGACAGGGCGAGGGCUGUUUGGGCUGCUGGCCCAGCGGUCAAUUAGGACAAAUGUCAGCCGUUCGAAUGAUUGAGGCGCACUUGAAUAGCUUCGAUGAUGGUGUAUGCGUACUCUCGGAGUUGGAACAUGCGUACCUUCUCACAUCAUACACGUAUACGUAAAUCAUGAGGAUGUUACAUGACUUGCGCGGUAGCCUCAUGCGAACGCUAAACGC
Molecule: messenger RNA, 1358 nt
Organism: Aspergillus homomorphus CBS 101889
Lineage: Eukaryota; Fungi; Ascomycota; Eurotiomycetes; Eurotiales; Aspergillaceae
Exons: 1
Coding region: 62-1189 (375 amino acids)
Biological process (GO): protein prenylation
Cellular component (GO): cytoplasm
Molecular function (GO): protein prenyltransferase activity
Source: RefSeq, a predicted model, not a curated record